UAUUUGUUAAUUGUGAAUUAUUUGUUGAGCGCUACUUUGAGCAUGCAAUGCAAUGCAACCGAAGAGUGGAUUUGUUGAAUAAUGAAUAUAGAAAAAUGAAAUGUGGCGCAUAGCAUGGCAUGACAUAGUAGGUUUGAUGAUUGCAAGGUCACACAAUUACAAAAUGGGAAAGACAGAAAAACACUGGAGAGGGAAAGGGAGAGAGUGUCUGUUGUUAUUGCUUCAACCCACGAUUCCGCGUCUCCCUCCCUUUCUAAUUUUGAUAUUCAAAUUUUCCAUUAAUGAAUAUUCUUAUUCAUUCUUUAUUUCCAUCCCUUCAAUUCAUUUGUGUCUUUUUAGGGUUUGUCUCCCCCGCUCUUAAAAUUCACGUCUUUUUUUCCAUUAUUUUUUUUUUCCUUGCCAUGCUGACGGUUGAUGGCGCAGAUUUCCUGCACUUUUCUUCAUUUUCUAAACCGUCAGCGAUGAAUUCGUAACAAAAUUUCAAUUGAAUUCUUAUUUUUUUUUUGUUUUUAAUUUUCUGACAGAAUCAAUAUUAUUUAUGCAUGCUUCUGUCAGGUUUCUGGGAUGAUUUUUUCCUCUGAUCAAUUUGGUUCUGCCUUUUGCGAACCCAGUUGUUCCUUUUUUUAAUGUUUAAUGAUAAAUAAUUUUGUCCUUCUGCAUUGCCCUCUUGAAAGAUCUUUCUGGGUUGCGCUGUCCUAACGAAAAAGUUGACUUUUUUGGCUGAAGAUUGUGGUCAUAAUUAGAAAAUGAAGCUUGUGGUUCGUGUGAUUGAGGCAAAAGACUUGGCAAUCACGGAUUCCAAUGGGUUAAGUGAUUUGUACGUGCGAAUACAGUUGGGGAAACAAAAGUUCAAGACCAAAGUGGUGAAAAGUUUGACACCAUUGUGGGAUGAACAGUUUACUUUUUGGGUUGAUGACCUCAAGGAUUCGCUUGUUGUAUCUGUAAUGGAUGAAGAUAAGUUCUUUAAUCAUGACUAUGUGGGACGGGUUAAAGUGCCUAUCUCGCUUGUUUUUGAUGAGGAAAUUAAAUCCCUUGGCACUGCUUGGUACUCUAUGAAAACCAAAAACAAGAAGGCCCCCAACAAGGAAUGUGGUGAGAUUCAUUUGAGUAUAUACAUUAGCCAAAAUAAUCCAUCUUUGGAGUCAAAUGACAUUGGUGAUCAGUUAUUACCUCCAAGAUGUCCUGAUGCAAUUAGCCCUUCUCCCUCGAGAUCUUUCAACAGCCUUUCAAACUCAUCUUCUCUAAGGGAAGAAACUGCGUCUACCAGUUCUAGGGAGGAUAAAUCUUGUACACAAAAGUCACUUGCUGGCCGAAUUGCUCAGAUUUUUAAUAAAAGUUCUGCUGAUCUGUCUUCAAUUUCACCUAGUAGAAGCAUUGACUCGGACCAAUCUGAAACAACCAAAGCUGAAGUUGGUGAGAUCAAGAUUGAGGAGGAACAGUCCUCUAAUGAAACAUUUGAAGAAGCUCUAAAAAAGUUACAGUCAGCAGAUCAAGGAAGUGAAAUUCCUAACGAUUUAUCAGGAGGAGUGCUUAUUGAUCAAUUAUAUAUUAUUGCACCAGAAGACUUGAAUGUAUUACUAUUUUCAUCUGAUUCUAAUUUUCCCAAGUCAUUAUCGGAUGUACAGGGUACUACAGAACUGCAAAUUGGUCCUUGGAAGUUAGAGAAUGGCGGGGAGACCUUGAAAAGAUCACUUACUUACACCAAGGCUCCCACUAAAUUAAUUAAGGCUGUCAAAGGCUAUGAGGAUCAGACAUAUUUAAAAGCUGAUGGGAAGAACUUUGCUGUUUUGGCCACUGUCAGCACUCCAGAUGUUAUGUAUGGCAGCACCUUUAGGGUAGAAAUACUUUAUGUGAUAACACCUGGACCAGAGUUGCCAUCAGGGGAACAGUGUUCACGUCUGGUGAUAUCUUGGCGAAUGAAUUUUGUACAGAGCACCAUGAUGAAAGGAAUGAUAGAAAACGGAGCUCGGCAAGGUAUGAAGGAAAGCUUUGAUCAGUAUGCUAUUUUGUUAUGUCAGACAGUAAAGCCUGUUGAAACAAAGGACCUUGGUUCUAGUAAGGAACAAGCUUUGGCAACAUUACAGCCAGAGCCCCAGUCAGACUUGAAGCUGGCAGUACAGUAUUUUGCUAACUUCACAGUUUUCUCAACAUUCUUGAUGGUCUUGUACGUGCUUGUCCAUAUUUGGCUGGCAGAACCUGGCAAAGUUCAAGGGCUUGAGUUUGUUGGCCUUGACUUGCCAGAUUCUAUUGGUGAAUUUGUUGUUUGUGCUGUCUUGGUUCUUCAAGGCGAAAGAGUGUUGGGUUUAAUCUCACGCUUCUUGCAGGCCAGAGCACGAAAGGGUAGUGAUCAUGGAAUUAAGGCUCAAGGAGAUGGAUGGCUGCUAACUGUGGCCUUAAUUGAAGGAAGCAAUUUAUCUAAUGUUGAUUAUAGUGGGUUGUGUGAUCCAUAUGUGGUGUUUACUUGCAAUGGGAAAACAAGAACCAGCUCAAUCAAGUUCAAGAAAUCUGAACCUUUAUGGAAUGAAAUAUUUGAAUUUGAUGCAAUGGAUGACCCUCCUUCUGUGCUGGAUGUGGAAGUUUUUGAUUUUGAUGGACCCUUUGAUGAAGCUGCAUCUCUAGGACAUGCUGAAAUCAAUUUCCUUAAAACAAACAUUUCAGAUCUUGCUGAUAUAUGGGUUUCUCUUGAAGGAAAGUUGGCUAUGGCAUGUCAAUCUAAGUUGCACUUAAGAAUUUUCUUGGACAACACUAGAGGUGGGAAUGUUGUAAAAGACUAUAUAAGUAAAAUGGAGAAAGAGGUGGGGAAGAAGAUUAAUAUGCGGUCUCCUCAAACAAAUUCAGCCUUUCAGAAACUCUUUGGCCUUCCACCUGAGGAAUUUCUCAUCAAUGACUUCACCUGUCAUUUGAAAAGAAAAAUGCCCCUGCAGGGCCGCCUAUUUGUUUCAGCAAGAAUAAUUGGAUUUCAUGCAAACUUGUUUGGACACAAGACCAAAUUCUUUUUGCUUUGGGAGGACAUUGAAGACAUCCAGAUCAUUCCUCCUACAUUUUCGUCAAUGGGCAGUCCGAUAAUUGUCAUAACUCUUUGGCCAGGAAGAGGUGUGGAUGCGAGGCAUGGUGCAAAAACACAAGAUGAAGAAGGCAGACUAAAGUUCCGUUUCCAGUCAUUUGUGUCUUUCAAUGUCGCAAACAGGACUAUCAUGGCUCUUUGGAAGGCCAGAUCCUUGAGUCCCGAGCAGAAGGUCCAGUUAGUUGAGGAAGACUCUGAAACUAAAAGCCUUAGAAGGGAGGAGAGUGGAUCAUUCAUUGGUCUUGGUGAAGUUAACAUGUCGGAGGUUCAUUCUUGUGCUCUUUCGGUUCCUGCCAGUUUCUUUAUGGAGCUAUUCAGCGGGGGUGAGCUGGAUCGUAUGUUCAUGGAAAAAUCUGGUUGUGUUAAUUAUUCUUAUACCCCUUGGGUAUCUGAGAAGAGUGAUGUUCAUGAGAGGGCAAUAUAUUACAAAUUUGAGAAGCGUAUUUCACGUUAUAGAGUUGAAGUAACGAGCACUCAGCAAAGAUCUUCUUUGGAUGGAAAGGGUUGGAAGUUGGAAGAGGUUAUGAACUUCCAUGGAGUUCCUCUUGGUGAUUAUUUCAAUCUGCACACUCGCUAUCAAGUUGAGGAUUUACCCCAGAAGACAAAGAAUUGUAAGGUACAUGUAUUCUUUGGAAUUGAAUGGCUGAAAAGUACAAAACAUCAUAAAAGGAUUACAAAGAACAUCGUAAAAAAUCUGCAAGAACGUUUGAAGCUGAUAUUCAGCCUGGUUGAGAAGGAGUUUUUGGCUAAAUAACAAAUGAAUCAUCAUACUGAACUUGACCUUGUACAAUUAGGGAAGGUAUCUGAUAUUCUUGCAGCCCCAUUACAAUAUAGAUUCCAGUAUGAAAGUUUUGCACACGUCUUUUUCAGGCAUUCCUUCAACAUUUCAUCUGAGAAAAAUAGUUCCUCAAAUUCUAUGAAAUGUUUUAGAAUACUCUUUUCUUGAAUUUCAUUCAUGAAUUUUUUUGGAUUGCCUAGUUUUCCACCAAUUAAUAAACCAAGAUUUCAGACCACACACUUCUUUCAGAACAAAUAUUAUCCUCAUUCUUCAGCUUAGACCGGAAUAUAUGAUGACUUCAGAGUAAGGUCCAUGUGACUGUGCUAAAUAUCAGUGGAGCAAGUCUGCUAGUGAUGCAAUCUAUGCGUGACCUCUGGAUUUGACUCUGUGAAUGACUAAUUACACUCUGUGGAAGAUACUCAGAUUGCAUCAGCAGUUGCUAGCCGUCCAAAUUUUAGUUUGUGGAGUAUUCUGACUACUAAGAUGAAAAGUUUGCAUCUUAACGAGGGUCCUGUAAUGUAUCAUGUGUUAUAGCUGCUGCUGUCUUUGCUUCCAUAGUACAAGUGAUAAAAUGUUAAACACAUGUAAGAGAAGCUUUGAUUGUUGUAAACAAUUUUGGGGCCUUAUUUCAUAAAGUAUAUCUCACAUUUCCUUGUAAAGUGUUUUUUAAUUAAAAGCACAAUCAGAACUAUGAAUAGACCUACCACUUGGGUGAA
This is a messenger RNA of Cajanus cajan (pigeon pea), 4558 nucleotides long. The record is from RefSeq and is a predicted model, not a curated record. NCBI's taxonomy places the organism in Eukaryota, Viridiplantae, Streptophyta, Magnoliopsida, Fabales, Fabaceae.